CUCAGCAGCCAUCUUCCUCAUACCUUCGUCGUCCGUGCACUUAGAUCCAUCAUCUCUCCUCAAAGCCUUGAUAGUGUUUUUCCUUUUACGGUGUGAGGCGCGAUUCUGGAAGUACUUCGUGUUCUGAUCCCCCUCUGUUAACCAAUCAAUCCGGGAUCUUUGCUUGUAAUAUACUUCUUCUCUUUCAUAUAAUUCAUGUAAUUGAUCCUCUAUAUCUUUUACCUCCUGUCUGUAUCCCGUCCGAGCGCCCCGUUCUUUAGCAUCCACUAACUGAACCUUGAGGUGAGCGAUCUAUUUUUUAAUUGAGUCGAAGACUUGGCGACUCCAUCUGUGCAUGGCUCUCGACGUGAACAGGAGGCGACUGCAUGCCGCGCCGAGUGCGCCAGCCUCCUGAUUGGCUGCAUGGGCUUCGGCCCAUGCACUGGCCACCAUGGUCUCGUAUCCCUCGUGCCUUGCCCAAGCGGCUUCAUAGAUAAACGGCCGCUGUCCUCCAGAGUGCGCUGCGACCUGUGUCGCCUGCACUCUGACAACUAGCGCCUGAUGGUCCGACUCCUCUGUCAUAAUAUGCGUCACAUCAGUUGCCGGGAAUAACUACGCGAACUCCGCAUCGCACGUGGUUAAUUCAGCUGCGUUGAGCACGACGCUCUUCAACAACGGUGCAUCGUGCGGCAUGUGCUUCACCAUCACAUGCGACGCAAGCAAGACACCAUCGUGCAAACAGGGCACGUCAAUCACCAUCACGGCAACCAACUUCUGCCCACCCAACUACGCCCUGGCCAGCGACAAUGACGGAUGGUGCAACCCGCCGCGGCAACACUUCGACAUGUCGCAGCCCGCAUGGGAGACCAUCGCUGUCUAUCAAGCCGGCAUUGUGCCCGUCAACUACAUGAGGGUUCCCUGCCAGAGGAGUGGGGGCAUGAGGUUCACCAUCAACGGGAACGACUACUUUGAGCUCGUCACAGUGGCAAAUGUCGGCGGUAGUGGUGUGGUGUCCCAAAUGUGGAUCAAGGGGUCCAAGACUGACUGGAUGGUAAUGAGCAGGAAUUGGGGUGCCAGCUGGCAGAGCAAUGCUUACCUCAACGGCCAGAGCCUGUCCUUCAAGGUACAGACCGACGACGGCCGGGUCGUCAUGGCCGACAAUGUUGCACCGUCCAACUGGUGGUUCGGUGGCACCUACACUUCGUGGCAGCAGUUCUAACAUCUUGCGAGGUUGAUGUAGGUACUCAUCUAUGGGUACUCAAAUAGUCAGGCCCGAUGAUUUCAUCUGAGGCUGUAUCUCUUCUUUUAUUUCUUUGUAUCUCUAUUUUGCUUGUCCAAGUUUGUGUACUUAGCUUCCAUUAAUUCUCUUGUGGCAUAAGAUCAUUAGAUUAUAUGUAUGUGCUCAACAUCUCAAGAGUAAUUUAUCUUCAAUCAAAUCUUUAGUGUUUAAUACAGGGUCGCCUAUUUGUGCCUAAAUUUUAGUCGAUUUUCUUCGCUUUUGGGUUGAAAUCCAACGGAUGGGACAACUUCCACCUCCCGCUUCUUCCUCCUCUAACCAACUACACACUAGAUGGCCCCCUUCAAAGUGUUAUAUGGACGAAAGUGCCGAACCCCUUUGAACUGGUCAGAAACUGGGGAACAUCCACUCUUCGGUCCAGAUAUUAUCUAACACGCCGAAGAACAAGUUUGCGUUAUCCGCAAGAAUCUCAAGAUUGCUCAGUCACGUUAGAAAAGUCAGUAUGAUCGUCAUCAUAAAGACAUGGUCUAUCAACCUGGCGAAAAGGCUUAUCUUCUAGUCACACCAAUGAAGGGUGCACAACGCUUUGGGGUCAAGGGCAAGCUAGCUCCUCGCUAUAUUGGUCAUUUCACUAUUCUCGAAAAGCGUGAAAAAGUGGCAUACCAGUUGGAACUACCGUCGAUCCUUUUUCAGGUUCAUGAUGCGUUCCACAUGUCACAACUCCGCCGCUGCUUCAAGGACCCAAUCCGAGCAGUGGAUCAUGAAGUGCUCGAGUUGCAACAGGACCUCUCCUAUAAAGAGCAUCCGGUCUGCAUUCUCGACCAAGCUGA
Triticum aestivum (bread wheat) is the source of this 2046-nucleotide messenger RNA. RefSeq names its product expansin-A8-like. The record is from RefSeq and is a predicted model, not a curated record. The coding region runs from base 671 to 1198 and encodes 175 amino acids. The transcript has a single exon. Lineage: Eukaryota; Viridiplantae; Streptophyta; Magnoliopsida; Poales; Poaceae. Gene Ontology annotation, biological process: plant-type cell wall organization. Gene Ontology annotation, cellular component: extracellular region.